UCUCUCUCCCGCUGGAACAUCAAACUACAUUCGUCUGCCAAUCUCGCGGGAUUUUCCUUGUAAAGUCUCGCGGAGUUUUCUGCUGUUUGUUGUAUGCGUUAAACUGGCAAGCCUCUGAAGGUGGGAAUUAGGCAUAACUUUCAUUGUAAAUUUACCCAAAACAUACCUCAGUUCGUCCACAGAACAAAUGGGUUCCCAUUGUAAUAAAUAGCCGGAGUCUCACAACCCCCUCCCCCUCAAAAAAACAGAAAUACUGGAAUUAUAAACAUCUGGGGGUCCUGCAUUCAAGCACAGUACUAUGGAAGUUAUAGUGGAGUAUGACUAUGAAGCCCACCAUGAAGACGAGCUCACAAUCCGGGUAGGAGACAUUAUUAGACAUGUGAAAAGACUGGAGGAGGAAGGGUGGAUGGAAGGAGAUCUCAAUGGCAAGAAAGGCAUGUUUCCAGAUAACUUUGUCAAGGAAAUUAAGAAAGAAACGGAGGCAAAAGACGAAGUCCAGCCUAUUAGGAGAGAGCGUGGAAACGUGGCCAAUCUUGUACAGAGAAUGAGUAUCUACGGGUUUCCAGCUGGAGCAUUUCAACCACAGUCCAAUCACAAGAGUUUCAAAAUGAGAUCAAAGAAACGACAGUGCAGAGUUGUUUUUGAAUACUUACCACAGAACGAAGAUGAACUGGAGCUGAAAGUGGGAGAUAUGGUAGAUAUUAAUGAAGAGGUUGAAGAGGGUUGGUGGAGUGGAACAAUGCAUGGAAAAUCCGGAUUGUUUCCAUCCAAUUUUGUUAAGGAAAUAGAAGUCUCAGACGAUGGUGAACAGAAUGAUGUUCUUGAUGAUUCAGAGUCUAACAAUAAAGAGCUUCCUGGAGCAGGCCCCACCACUCCUACCUCCCCGCUCCUCUCUCCUGAGAUUGGGAAUGGAGCCAUAGCACAGCCAAAGAAAGUCAGAGGAGUGGGGUUUGGAGACAUAUUUAAAGAGGGAUCUGUCAAGCUCAAAGCAAGAUUGCCGAAUAGUGAGUCAGAGGAGAGGAAGCUGGAAAAGCCACUGCCAUCAUUUCCAUCUGCUCCAAAGACUAAUCAGUUGAAUAUGACAGACUUAAUUAAGUUAGAAGGAGAAAGCAAACCUAAAGUAAAUGAAUACUGUAAAGCCCUGUUUGUUUAUGAGGGAACAAAUGAGGAUGAACUGAGUCUUAAAGAAGGUGAAAUCAUACAGAUAUUAAGCAAGGAUACAGGAGAACCAGGUUGGUGGAGAGGAGAGGUCAACGGCAAAGAAGGGGUAUUUCCUGACAACUUUGUGACUGUGGUAUUAGAUUCUGAAAAAGACGUUGCAGCACCCAAAGUUUCUUUUAGAUCACCUCCAAAACCAGAAAUAGAAGAUAAACCAAAAAAGCCACCACCGCCUGCAAAAUCCCCAGCACUAAAGCCCGAAGUUCCCAGUGCUGACAGGAAACCCUCUCCAGCCAAGCCUGAGGAAAAAGGUGAUAAACCAAUCGACCAGAAGCCUGCUAAGCCUGCUGCCCCUUUGGUUCCUCCCAAAAAGCCGAUCCCUCCUCCGGGGAAGGGAAACAUCCUGCUCAGGACAGGAUCCACAGCUCCUAAAAGGCCAGAGAAACCACACCUACCACCGCCUGUAGCCAAACCUAAUGGAGAGGUGCCUUCUAUUCGACCAAAGUCAGAAUUCGAGCCAGCAAUAAUUCGACCAAAAGAAUUUGAUUUGACAUCAUCCAGCAGACCAAAGUCUGCACCUUGGGGGGAUUCAACAGAUGGUGACAUAGAUCUCAUGAGUUUCAAUGACAUUACAUCUACCUCCGAGAAACUCUCUCACCCUACCACAAACCGACCGAAGAUGCCUGGCCGGAGGUUGCCUACACAGUUUGCCAGUUCUCCAAAUAAAGAUAUUCAGAUAGAACAGGUCUUUAAACUAGAAGAUGAAGAGCAUGUCAAGCCAAAGUUAUUAGAAUUUAAAAAGCCAUCCUUCCAGAUGCCACCAACACAGUCCACAUCAAAACCAAUUGCAGUCCAUAUUCCUGCUCAUGAUUUGAAACCCAAAGAAGCAGCAGAUGAUGAGAAUAAAUCUGAAAUAGAAGAGCUCAGAGCACAAAUUAAUCAGAUACUACAUGAUGUAGAACUGCUGAAGACACAGCAGAAGAAAGAAAUAACUGAUCUGAGAAAUGACUUGGAUGAAGAAAAAGAAAAACGAAUUGCCUUACAGAUGGAGAUAGAAAAAUUGAAGACAGUCCAACUCACAUGAGGGUCAAUAAUGAGAACGCUCCAACGACAACUGGGAAGAAAAUAUUGUAUGCCUAAUACUUUUUAAGUAAUCACUGCUCUCUUCCACAUAUGGAAGUAAAUUGCCAUGUAUUGCACAUAAUCGGGUCUUUUUAGUUAGAGUUCAAAAUAAAUACAAUGUUUGUUUU
This is a messenger RNA of Acipenser ruthenus (sterlet), 2408 nucleotides long. RefSeq names its product CD2-associated protein (gene cd2ap). The record is from RefSeq and is a predicted model, not a curated record. NCBI's taxonomy places the organism in Eukaryota, Metazoa, Chordata, Actinopteri, Acipenseriformes, Acipenseridae. The coding region runs from base 299 to 2242 and encodes 647 amino acids. Gene Ontology annotation, cellular component: cytoplasm; plasma membrane; vesicle. Gene Ontology annotation, molecular function: protein binding. The transcript has 19 exons.